Molecule: messenger RNA, 2590 nt
Organism: Cucumis sativus (cucumber)
Lineage: Eukaryota; Viridiplantae; Streptophyta; Magnoliopsida; Cucurbitales; Cucurbitaceae
Product: autophagy-related protein 13b
Exons: 4
Coding region: 317-2251 (644 amino acids)
Biological process (GO): protein localization to phagophore assembly site; piecemeal microautophagy of the nucleus; mitophagy
Cellular component (GO): Atg1/ULK1 kinase complex; phagophore assembly site; extrinsic component of membrane
Source: RefSeq, a predicted model, not a curated record
UAGAUGAAAUCUAUGAUAUUGUGAAGGGGAAAAAGGGUGUGGGGAUUUGGCAAUGGCAUUCAAAACCAGAUAGCCCCAACACGUUCCUUCCUCAAUACUGCACUCCUUAACACUGGUGGAUCCACGCUUCGAAGUUCGACCCUUCCCUCUCUCUCCAAUUGCUUUCUUUCACCUUUCAACUUUGAAUUUCCACCUUCUGAUCAUCAUCAAUCACAGCUGAAUUGCAGUCUAGUGGGUCUCCGAACGCUUCAAUUUGGGGUUUUCCGGUAAAGGGUCUGUUUCAAUUUUACUCAUUUUUGUUGUCGUUGUUGUCCGUAUGGCUUCUUCUCAUAAUACUCAUUCCGAGACUGCAAAAGUUGAGCAAAUUUUAACUGAAUUCUUUCCUAAAACGCUACAAAUUAUACUGGAAUCGAGGGCCCCUUGUAUUUCAUCGCGUAAUUUUAGUGGCGAACAAGUUUUGUCUUCUCCAUCUUCUUCCUCCUCGUCUUCCUCGAGUAUGAGGCCGAGGGAUAAAUGGUUUAAUUUGGCUCUUCGUGAAUGCUCUGCAACGUUAGAGAAUAUUGAUCUCUGGCGUCCGAAUUAUCAUGAACCUAUGGUUGUUGAUGUUAUUUUGGUGCAGAGGCAAUUUGGUUUAGAUUCUGUUAGUGCUUCUCCUAGGAAAGAUCUUGUUAGGAAUUUGUCUCUGAAAGAGAAAUAUCCACUCUCUUUCAAUUCUGAUAAGGAUGAGUUUGGAAGUCAGACCAAGAGUGAGAAAGUUGUAGAGCGAUGGAUGGUGCAUUAUGAGAGUAGGAAAAACCGGGAUAGUAAUUCGGGUAGCAGAAGGUCCAGUAAUAGUACUGCUCACACCUACAAGAAAACCAUUUUACUCUUAAGGUCUUUAUAUGCCUUUGUGAGACUUUUACCUGCCUAUAAGGUUUUUCAAGAUAUCAGUUCAUCUGGUCAGAUUCACCCUUUUACUCUUGCUCAUCGUGUGUCUUCCUUUGCUGAGCCUUUCACCCGGAGGGAAGAGGCCGAAAUGCAGCGAUUUGUGUUCACUCCUGUCGACACUUCUUGUGGUCGACUAUGCCUCUCAGUGUUAUACCGUUCAUCCCUCUCUGACAUAAACUCUGAACCAUCAACUCCUAUGUCUCCUCAAGUUAUUCCUGAAUAUGUUGGGAGUCCAUUGGCAGAUCCAUUGAAAAGGUUUCCUACCCUCCCUGUAACGAUAGCACCAUCUCAUGGAUCUCCAUCGUCGUUGCCAUUCUCAAGACGUCAUAGUUGGAGUUAUGACCGUUUUAGACCUUCCCCUCCUUCAGUCUCCUUUUCACCUUCACCAACACAUUCAGAGUCUCAUGCUUUAAUUUCAAAUCCAGCCUUUCCCCGUUUACCUCCUUCAAGCUUACCUUCACAACUGCCUGAAAUGGUUACGGGACAUAAAGAUAAUAUGAACUACGAUGAAUAUUACCCUUCUCCUGUCUUUUCUCAAUCACCCUCACUGUCACCACCAAUUCGCAUUCGUGUAAAGCGCCUGCCAAAUGGUCUAUUGCAGUCUGAAAGUGCUCCUCCAAGUGCACCUAUUGCAAAGCUUCCUCAUUCCCCUGCAUUAUCAAGCAAACCGAAUUUGCCACCAUCCCCUCCCCUUAAAGCUUCUGGAGCAAUUAUUUCUAGGAUUAAUAGAGAUGUUGGUCCAUUGCCGGCUGGCUCUGCAAUUGGAAAGUCAUCUUCUCUUGGACGAGAUGAAAGCCAAAGAAUUUCAGGCUGGAGGGUAUCAUCCAAUAACUCACCAAUUUCAAGAAGCUCUAGUAGAUCUUUUCCAGAUGACUUAGAUGAUCCAGAGUUUCCAUGCCCCUUUGAUGUGGAUGAGGAUGAGAUGACAGAUAGAGGUAGCAGGCCUGAAUCCUUCGACCAAAAAGGAAAUCUUUGCGACAUGCUGGAACCCGGGGGAUUUUUUCCGAUCCGUAAAUCUCAAGAUGCUGCUGUUGGUGCUCUAGUACGUAUGCUUCAAAAAGCUCCACCACUUCGCCAAGACUUCACCAACUCCACUGCAGAUCUUGGACAACCCCCUACACCUGAUUCUCCAAGCAGAAAUAUCCAACGGGGAAAUCAAAUAUCCGAGUCAUUGGCUUUAAAGAGUCGCUAUGCUCCCUCCUCUAGUAUCGCAGCCUCUGGUCUUUUUGUGCCUAAAACUACAGCUGAUGCACUGGAAGAACUACAAAGCUAUAGAGAGAUGAAAAAUUUGUUGAUAAGGCAAGCUGGGAAAACUCACACAUGAAUCAAAAUAUGGUCUGAAGUAGGAGAAACCUUAUUAUAAUCUCAUGAAGUCAGUAGUACCAUAAUAUGUGAAUAUCUUAAGUCCUAUGAAUACAUGUACAGUAAUUUCCUUUUCCAAGUUGCAGGUUCUGGAGCUUGAAACUACAUUGGUUGGCUUCUAUUUUUCUUCUUGUACAUAAUUUUAUAUAAUUGGGGUGAUCGAGCAGUUAUGACCAUAUGACCCACCUCAGGGCACUUACACCUAUAACCUCUGUAUAUAAUAUAAAUGCAAACUUGCUAAAUCUUUGAACUCUUUAUUAUCUUCUCAUUGAAGCUAAUUUGAUCAGUUUAUUUUAAUAGA